AUGAAAGAAAAAAAGAAAGGAAGGAAAAAGCGAAAAUCACGUCACAAAAGAGCUCAUCAAGGACCUCUUCCAUCCUUGGAAGAACAACUCUUUGAUCAUGUGGACGACAAGGCAGAUGGUCCACAUGCAUAUACCUUAGUAAAGGAACGCAGACAACAAAGAUCCGCUCCAACAAGAACGAAGAGGACAAAAAAACAGGGUGUUGGUCACCGUGUGUGUCAUCGUACCAUUAUUGAUAUCCAUUUAGAAGUCUUAGACGAAUGUCAAAAAGGGGACACCAAACUGGUUCAGGAAGACUUUUUUGAAAUAUUGGUUCAAGAAUUUAUGGGAAGUGAUUUUAUAAAAGAAAAAAAGAUUCAAAGUUCAAAUUCCGGGUUUAGGGAGGAAGACCUAUGUUCCUAA
This is a messenger RNA of Plasmodium coatneyi, 402 nucleotides long. Its product is annotated as SICA antigen. The record is from RefSeq and is a predicted model, not a curated record. Lineage: Eukaryota; Apicomplexa; Aconoidasida; Haemosporida; Plasmodiidae. The transcript has 2 exons. Bases 1 to 402 code for a protein of 133 amino acids.